This is a messenger RNA of Neurospora crassa OR74A, 1902 nucleotides long. Its product is annotated as S-(hydroxymethyl)glutathione dehydrogenase. The coding region runs from base 344 to 1486 and encodes 380 amino acids. The record is from RefSeq and is a predicted model, not a curated record. Gene Ontology annotation, molecular function: S-(hydroxymethyl)glutathione dehydrogenase [NAD(P)+] activity; zinc ion binding. NCBI's taxonomy places the organism in Eukaryota, Fungi, Ascomycota, Sordariomycetes, Sordariales, Sordariaceae. Gene Ontology annotation, cellular component: cytosol. The transcript has 4 exons. Gene Ontology annotation, biological process: formaldehyde catabolic process.
CCGUCACCGACUUGACUGUACGCGGUGUAUUCGUAGGUAGUGUACGAGGAGGAAAGAGGCCUGGAAGCCAAGAGAACACUUCCUCUCACUCGAGAUCCGAUCCAUGAUCUCCUUUAACCGGUACCUUUACCGUACAGAAGGGAACUGCCCACCUGGCAGUGCCCCACCUUUCAGAAGGCGGGGUCGGCGCUGCGGUUGAUGGAACUAAACAGACCCCGUUUUGUCAUCAUUCAGUUCCAAAAGACGCCGACUUCUCGCCAGGUAAAUUGGCUCGACCUUUUUUCAAACUUGGCUUUAACUUUGUGUUGAUUUUGGAUUCUACAUUUCAUCACAUUCAUACACAAUGGCAUCCACAGUAGGAAAGACCAUCACUUGCAAGGCUGCCAUCGCCUGGGGCGCCGGCCAGGAGCUCAGUUAUGAGGACGUUGAGGUGGCUCCGCCCAAGGCCCACGAGGUCAGAAUUCAGAUCAAGCACACCGGUGUCUGCCACACGGACGCCUACACCCUCUCGGGCAAGGAUCCCGAGGGCGCCUUCCCCGUCAUCCUCGGACACGAGGGUGCCGGUAUCGUCGAGUCCGUCGGCGAGGGCGUCACCAACGUGAAGCCCGGCGACCACGUCAUCGCUCUCUACACCCCCGAGUGCAAGGAGUGCAAGUUCUGCAAGUCCGGCAAGACCAACCUUUGCGGCAAGAUUCGCGCCACCCAGGGCAGGGGUGUGAUGCCCGACGGCACCUCCCGCUUCCGCGCCCGUGGUCAGGACAUCCUCCACUUCAUGGGCACCUCCACCUUCAGCCAGUACACCGUUGUCGCCGACAUUUCGGUCGUCGCUGUGAACCCGGAGGCCCCCAUGGACCGCACCUGCCUGCUCGGCUGCGGUAUCACCACCGGCUACGGCGCCGCCACCAUCACGGCCAACGUCGAGAAGGGCAGUACUGUUGCCAUCUUCGGCGCCGGCUGCGUCGGCCUCAGCGUCAUCCAGGGUGCUGUUGCCAACGGCGCCUCCAAGAUCAUCGCUGUCGAUGUCAACCCCAGCAAGGAGGAGUGGUCUCGCAAGUUCGGCGCCACUGACUUCGUCAACCCGAGCACCCUCCCCGAGGGCCAGUCUGUUGUCGACAAGUUGAUCGAGCUGACCGACGGUGGUUGCGACUACACCUUUGACUGCACAGGCAACGUUAAGGUCAUGCGUGCUGCUCUCGAGGCUUGCCACAAGGGUUGGGGUCAGAGCAUCAUCAUCGGUGUUGCUGCUGCCGGCCAGGAGAUUUCCACCAGGCCGUUCAUGCUGGUCACCGGCCGCGUCUGGAGGGGUUCCGCCUUCGGUGGCGUCAAGGGCCGCUCUCAGCUGCCCGGUCUUGUCGAAGACUAUCUCAACGGCAAGAUCAAGGUUGACGAGUUGAUCACGCACCGCAAGAAGCUGGCCGAGAUCAACAACGCCUUUGAGGUCAUGCAUCAGGGCGACUGUGUUCGUGCGGUCGUCGAUAUGUCGUAGGAAUAGUCAUUGAUUGCAAUGCGUUUAAAUUAAAGGCGUCAAUUUGUGUCUUUUCACUUCAUCGAUGCAAAAGCCAUCGGGGUCAGUAUGAUAAGUGCCAGACUGUGAUACUAUCCAAACUCUCUCAAUGCACACCGUAUUUCAAGGAGUCGGAAGAAAAGUAAGAGUUGCACGCCGCUGCCCUGGUUCCGCUAUGUGCGGGUUGGCUAGUAUUGGGCAAGUCUAAGAAAACGGCUACGCUUGUUUUGCUGUGGCGAACUAUUUAGUCGUUACGGUCUGUCAGGCCGAAGUGACGAGGCGAAGGAAGACAUAUCUCGCACAAUGAGUUGAUGGGGACCUUGGAGAUGGAAAAAGUGCGCGACAAGAGGUGAUUUUGCCGUGAACGUAUCUUGUUUUUCACGCAAUACCAUGCGGUG